Daldinia vernicosa is the source of this 1204-nucleotide messenger RNA. Its product is annotated as methyltransferase. The record is from RefSeq and is a predicted model, not a curated record. The transcript has a single exon. Lineage: Eukaryota; Fungi; Ascomycota; Sordariomycetes; Xylariales; Hypoxylaceae. Gene Ontology annotation, molecular function: S-adenosylmethionine-dependent methyltransferase activity. Bases 140 to 1078 code for a protein of 312 amino acids.
CAUCAUUCAAUAUAACGAUAACAAGACAUUAUAAAUUACAUAGGUCGCAGUAUUUUUGCUUUGCAUAAUUUCAGCAUCCAAACUCUUUGAGAUUCUUCAUUUUUAUAAUCAAUCUAAACGUCGCUCAUUGUCCGCUAAAAUGUCUGCCGAGACCGUCCCGGAGACCACCUUCCGGUCCUUUACCCCUGCCGAAGCGUCCGACUAUGCUCAAUUCCGAAAAAGUUACCAUCCCACACUGUUCAACACCAUCCUUAACCGGCAUACAUCUACCGGAGGUAAGCUUGACACCCUCCUUGAUGUUGGCUGUGGACCAGGCAUCGCCGUGCGCUCCCUGGGCACGCGCUUCCAGCACGCUAUCGGCUUUGAUCCUUCGGAGGGCAUGAUUACCAGCGCGAAGGAACUGGGCGGGACAUCUGGAAGCGGAGAGCCGAUCCGUUUCGAAGUUUCUACCGCUGAAGACCUCUCCGAAAUUCCGGACGGCAGUAUCGACCUCGUUACCGCCGCGACUGCGGCCCAUUGGUUUAAUAUGCCGGCAUUUUGGGCAAGGGCGGCGCAAGUUUUGAAGCCGGGUGGAAGCGUGGCGCUGUGGACGCAUACCAGUGCGGAGAUUGCGGAUAGCGUUCCGAAUGCCGCAGCGAUCCAGGCUGCGGUUAAAGCAUUCCAAAAGGAACAUCUCGCAAAGCAUACGGCCCCCGGGAACCUCCUAUCACAUGGCUUAUACGUUGAUCUACCAUUGCCAUGGGAUGCGGAGCCUCCUGUCGCGGAUUUCGACAAAGAAUCCCUUUCCCGGAUAGAAUUUGGAACCGGAAAUGAAGGCGCCUUACCAGGAGACCAAUUUUUCGCGGUGGGGGAGCCGGAGGUGGGCCUCGAUGAGCUGGAGGCCUUGAUGGGAACGGUGAGCACGGUGAAAAGAUGGAGGGAGGAGAACCAGGAGAAGGUUGGGACGGAGGAAGAUAUCGCGAGGCUAUUGAGAAGGAAGGUUGAGCAAUUGCUUCACGAGGCCGGAGUAGAAAAGGGGAAGGAGGUUCUUAAAAGAGCGGAACAGGGUGUGCUACUGGUGGUCAAGAAGAAGGCUUAAUUUAACUUCACAUCUUUAGAGGGCUCCGUUGGCGUAUCUGCUAUUAAGCUUUCACAUUUACUACGUCUAUAAGCCGAGUUUGGGGAUACAUUAUUAUUUGACAGAGGCCUCACCCCUAUUUCUUAG